UCCACUCAUAUAACCUAAUAUCUGCACUGCAAUAUACCCGAAUAUCUUUCCAUUUGUCGCCCCAAGCCCAGGCGGUACAGGCACAGCAUGUUCUUCCCUCCCUCCCGAACUACAUUCCAGCUCACCAUAAACUAAAAACACUCUCUGUACUCCAUUUUUUCACUCCUUGAAGAUUUCCAGGGCUGGCGAAGUCAGGUGUGUGUAUCGGACAUGAAACUAUUUGUUUAAAGCCUUGCUAGAGACUGAAAUUUCUUGCAAUAAUAAUGGCUUCGAGAGCAAUCCUGCGGAGAAAGCGAUCCCUCUUUGAUUCCCUGAGGGAACCGAAUUGCCUGAUUCGGGGGGGUUUUUUGAGUUUCCAGUACGGGCGAGGACCGCCUCAAUCAAAUGACCUGCAAGAAUCGAGAUGCAUCGUCAAUCAUCCAUUCGGGAGUACUGAUAGUAGAAAUGAAAGAGGUUUGUCAUUGGUUUCCAGGGAUGGGGUGUCGAAGGUUUUAGCCACAGCAGGGUUCCUUAGGCAUAACUCUUUUGGAUAUUCAGGUUUAGGUUGUGGAAUUGGAAAUGGAGAUUUUGAUUCUUCUUUGGGCAUUAGGUGUUAUUUGCAGUCUGUAAGUUAUGCUUCAAUAGCAACUGCUGGUCAACCUGAAUAUGGCCGUGGGAAUGAUAGAAAUGAACAACUGGAUGCCAAACAGGCGAAGGAAGCUUCACCGGAGGAGUGUGAUGAAGCUGUUGAAGAUUUGACCGAGGUAAAAGCCAAGGCUAAGGCUAAGCAGGCUCAUGAAUCCCAAAAGAGCACUAAAACAGUAAUGCAGAAAGUAUGGGCGAAGCUUUUGGGGAUUGGCCCGGCUUUGAAAGCCGUCGCUGCUAUGAGCAGGGAAGACUGGGCUAAGAAGAUUCGUCAUUGGAAGGAUGAAUUGAAGUCUACAAUGCAACACUAUUGGUUGGGUACUAAACUAUUCUGGGCUGAUGUCAGGAUUAGCUCGAGGUUAUUGGUGAAACUUGCCAGUGGGAAGGGCCUUUCUAGAAGGGAAAGGCAACAACUAACACGUACUACUGCUGACAUAUUUAGGCUGGUUCCUUUUGCUGUUUUCAUCAUAGUUCCAUUCAUGGAGUUUUUGCUGCCAGUAUUCCUAAAACUAUUUCCCAACAUGUUGCCAUCAACCUUCCAGGACAAGAUGAAGGAACAGGAGGCAUUGAAAAGAAAGCUAAAUGCAAGAAUUGAAUACGCUAAGUUUCUUCAAGACACCGUGAAAGAAAUGGCAAAAGAAGUCCAGAACUCUCGAAGUGGAGAAGCAAAGCAGACAGCAGGAGAUCUGGAUGAGUUUAUGAACAAGGUUAGGACAGGUUCUCGUGUUUCCAAUGAAGAAAUUUUAGGCUUUGCCAAGUUAUUCAAUGAUGAGCUUACUUUGGAUAACAUUAGCAGGCCUCGUUUAGUAAGCAUGUGCAAGUAUAUGGGUAUCAGCCCAUAUGGAACAGAUGCAUAUCUACGUUAUAUGCUUCGGAGAAGACUGCAAGAGAUCAAGAAUGAUGAUAAGAUGAUUCAAGCUGAGGGUGUGGAGUCCCUUUCUGAAGCUGAACUUCGUCAAGCAUGUAGAGACCGGGGCUUACUUGGAUUGCUUUCUGUGGAUGAAAUGCGGCAACAGUUGCGUGACUGGCUGGAUUUAUCUCUCAAUCACUCUGUUCCAUCCUCUUUGUUGAUAUUAUCUAGAGCUUUCUCUGUUUCUGGAAAAGUUAGGCCUGAGGAAGCUGUCCAGGCUACACUGUCAUCUCUUCCGGAUGAGGUUGUGGAUACUGUUGGAGUUACAGCCUUGCCAUCUGAAGAUUUAGUUUCAGAAAGGAGAAGAAAGUUGGAGUUCCUAGAAAUGCAAGAAGAACUGAUCAAGGAGGAGGAGGAGGGGGAGGAGGAAGAGCAGGCCAAGAUGAAGGAAUCUGUUUGUAGUCAAAAGGACAUGGCUUUGGAAGAGAUGACUAUUCCAACAGCUAGAGAAGCCCAAGAACAGGCGAAAGCAAAAACAUUAGAGAAACAUGAGCAGCUUUGUGAGCUUAGUCGUGCAUUGGCUGUUUUAGCUUCUGCAUCUUCUGUAAGCAGGGAGCGAGAAGAGUUCCUGCGACUUGUCAAAAAGGAGAUAGACUUGUAUAACAAUAUGGUGGACAAAGAAGGUACAGAAGGUGAGGAAGAAACUAAGAAGGCAUACAAAGCUGCCAGAGAGGAGAGCGAUCAUGCUGCUGGAACAGAUAUCUCUGGCAAAGUUUCUUCAGCCCUGAUCGAUAGAGUAGAUGCCAUGCUUCAAAAGCUGGAAAAGGAAAUUGAUGAUGUUGAUGCUAAAAUUGGAGAUAGAUGGCGCCUGCUUGAUAGGGAUUAUGACGGUAAAGUGACUCCUGAGGAGGUUGCCUCUGCUGCUAUGUACCUCAAGGACCACUUGGGAAAGGAGGGCAUCCAAGAACUCAUAAGCAAUCUUUCCAAAGAUACAGAAGGAAAGAUCCUUGUAGAAGAUAUUGUCAGACUAGGCAGUGAAAUGGAAGAUGCUGAUGAAGUGGAGGAAGGAAAAUCAUAGAAAACAUGUACCCAAAAUUUUCGUUUCUUUUUUUCCUGCCGAACUUCCAUCUUUUCAGUUGAGUUGCUGUCCUGUUGUGCCAUGUAUUCCGUUGACUAGACACUGAGGAUGGCACCUGCAUCGGUAUCCAUGAAAUUUGAAAGCAAUGGGGAGAAAAUGGGAAAGGUAAGGAAAUGAAAGAUUCUUUGUCAACAGUAGGUAACUGAAAUGCAUAUAUCGGAUCCUCUUCAAAAUGGCAUCUGUAAAAGAAAACCAAAUAUGAGUGGACAAAUUAAUACAAUCAUGACCUUGUUUAGCA
Messenger RNA from Populus euphratica (Euphrates poplar), 2850 nucleotides. Its product is annotated as LETM1 and EF-hand domain-containing protein 1, mitochondrial-like. The transcript is spliced from 15 exons. The coding region runs from base 264 to 2552 and encodes 762 amino acids. Lineage: Eukaryota; Viridiplantae; Streptophyta; Magnoliopsida; Malpighiales; Salicaceae. Gene Ontology annotation, biological process: intracellular monoatomic cation homeostasis. The record is from RefSeq and is a predicted model, not a curated record. Gene Ontology annotation, cellular component: mitochondrial inner membrane. Gene Ontology annotation, molecular function: ribosome binding; calcium ion binding.